AUGAAUUGGCGAUCAGAACACAUAUGGGUAGAACUUCUAAAAGGUUCUCGAAAAAGGGGUAAUUUUUUCUGGGCCUCUAUUCUUUUUCUAGGUUCACUAGGAUUCUUAUCAGUUGGGGUUUCCAGUUAUCUUGGUAAGAAUAUGAUAUCUAUACUUCCAUCUCAACAAAUUCUUUUUUUUCCGCAGGGAGUCGUGAUGUCUUUCUACGGAAUCGCGGGCUUAUUCAUUAGCUCCUACUUGUGGUGUGCUAUUUUGUGGAAUGUAGGUAGUGGUUAUGACCGAUUCGAUAGAAAAGAGGGAAUCGUGUGCAUUUUUCGUUGGGGAUUCCCUGGAAUAAAACGUCGCGUCUUCCUUCGAUUCCUUAUGCGGGAUAUCCAAUCAAUUAGAAUUCAGGUUAAAGAGGGUUUUUAUCCUCGUCGUAUCCUUUAUAUGGAAAUCCGGGGCCAGGGGGUCAUUCCCUUGACUCGUACUGAUGAUAAGUUUUUUACUCCACGAGAAAUUGAACAAAAAGCUGCCGAAUUGGCCUAUUUCUUGCGCGUACCAAUUGAAGUAUUUUGA
Messenger RNA from Brachypodium distachyon (stiff brome), 558 nucleotides. Lineage: Eukaryota; Viridiplantae; Streptophyta; Magnoliopsida; Poales; Poaceae. The record is from the annotation of a RefSeq genome assembly.